AUGAUGCUAGAUGAAUUGGUUAACCUCGACGAAGAAAGAAUCUCGGCACUAGACGUUCUAACAAGGCAAAAGGAUCGCAUAGCUAAAGCAUACAAUAAAAAGGUUAAAGAUCGAUCUUUUGUCACAGGAGACUACGUGUGGAAAGUUAUCCUCCCAAUGGAUAAGAAGGAUAGGGCUUACGGGAAACGGACCCCCAAUUGGGAAGGGCCAUUUAAAGUCGAAAAAACGUUACCUAAUAAUGCUUACGUGAUUAAGGAAUUGAGCAGUCAGCGUCAGUGUGUUACGAUAAAUGGCAAGUAUCUAAAAGCAUACAACAAGCCAAUGUUGCAUGAAAUCAAAAUUGAACAAAAGACAAAUGUCGAGAUUGCCAAAUCGAAUUAA
Molecule: messenger RNA, 381 nt
Organism: Lotus japonicus
Lineage: Eukaryota; Viridiplantae; Streptophyta; Magnoliopsida; Fabales; Fabaceae
Exons: 1
Coding region: 1-381 (126 amino acids)
Source: RefSeq, a predicted model, not a curated record